ACUUUGCGACAGUAAGCAGUUAAGCAGUAGUUAUAGUAUAAUAGUAACCCUCGGGCUCAAUCCCAAUCUGAAUGUUAACGUUUUCGUUUUGCGUCCAUCGCGUCCGUGUCGUGUCGUGUGUCGCUGCUCGCUAGUCGCUGUCGUGCCUUUUGCUCAUUUAAUAUAAAUGUAUGUUUUUAUAAUACACACAGAUAUAUGGUUUUAUGUCCGUUCCGUCACCGUCCGACUGUUCCGCCUGUUUGUCACAGAGGGUAGAGGCAGAGAAGAGUACCUCUAUCAAUAGUACUAGUACCAGUGGCAGUGCCAGUGCCAGUGCCAACAGUCAGCACACCACUCAACAGAGAUAUACUUCCAAUCCAAAUCCAAUUCCAAGUUCCAACUUCCAUUCAAUCGACCUCUUCCCUGUGCCUGUUCUGUUUGCCUGUCCCUGUUUUCAGUUUUCAGUUGAAAUUUAUAUCUCGUAAUGGUUAGGAGUGAACAUUGUGGGAUUUUCAUUUAACGUUACACAGUUUACCUUUACACAGCGGCGGCGGCGGCUAACGGUCAGGUGUUUUAACUGAAACAACAACAAAAUAAAAAACAAACAACAUUUAAAAAACGUUUAUCUAAAUAAGAUUCAAGGAUCAACAAAACUAUCUCAAAAAUCUAAUCCAUGAUUUGGUUUAAUAGAAAUGUAUCUCUUUGAAAAUAAACAAAUUUGUAUCUUUUUUUUGUUUGAAACAAAGAAUUAAGUGAUUUCAAUUGGAAGUAAGCAUAAAACUAAUCGAAACAAAUCCAUUAAAUACAGUCUUGAUUAAAUAUCUACUACCUACAGUUAUAGAUACGAGUAUGGUGUAUGUACUCGUCAUAUGUAUCUAGAUACAAUUUGCUGCUCUCAUAAUAACGCCGCACCGCAGCAGUACGGCAUAUCUAUCAUCGGCUUUGGAUUGGAUAGUGAAGAAUAAAAAAGAAAACAAAAAUUAAAAUUCAAUUUAACUACAAAAGAUACUAUAAGCCUAUCUAUCUAUAGGUAAUUCAAAUUUUUACAAAUUGAAAUUCAUUUUUAACUGGUAACGCUGCCGGAUAUAGUAUUUUAUUUUUUAUGUUUUUUUAUGAAUUUGUACCAACUUAUUUUUCGUGUGUUUAAUUUUUGUGUGUUAAUUUUAUGUGAAAUUUAUAAGAAGAAACGAAAAAAGUAUCUACAAGACGAGUUGAGUUCAACUUCGAGUAGGUACAGUGAAAAUAUAAUUUAUAUGAGACAGAUACAAAGCGAAAAGUGGCAGCAAUGAGUAAAGAUAUAUGUAGCGUGUAGUUUUGUGGAUUGUGAAGACGGUCGGUUCGGUGGUGGUGAGACAAAGUAGCACUAUAAAGAUACAUACCUAUCUAUCUAUACCUACAUAAAAAUUACACACAAAAGAUACAAUAAAAUAAAACGUUGUAUCAUAGAUUAUUAUUUUGUAUGCUGUGUGAUUGUUUGUUCAACGGUCCGUCAUCGUCAUCGCCAUCGUUGUCGGCGUCGUUGUUGUCGUCGUCGGUUGGUCGGUCAAUUUGUUCGCCUUGAGCGCAUUUUGGUCGAUGCGUCGUCUUCGUCUUCGUCGUCGUUGUAGUUCGUCUUAGUUAUCGACUCUCUGACUCUGACUCUGACUCGCCAACGUCUUCGUCUUCGUUUUUUUUUGUUCACUUGGACUUGGAAGUCGUCGUUGGUUUUUGGUUGUCUGUCAGUUAGGAAGUCAGUCAUUCAAUCAUCCGUAAGUCGGUGACACGCAACGCAACGCAACGUAUACCUACCUACAUCUAGAGAUACAAUUUUUAUUUUAUUUUGUUUGUACCUACGUUUAAAUUAUAAUUAGCCACACAUCACCUCGAAAAUACUCAUAUACAAUAUACAUACCUACAUAGAUACUGCAUCUAAAGUGGAUUGUGGAUUAAUUAAUUUAAAAUGCAAUUGAUGGGAUUAACUCUGCACUUGUAUUGUGUAUAAAACAAAUUUAUUGGUCAAGAUAAUAAUCAUUAAACGGCAUUUGCAGAUUCUUAUCAAACAACAGAACCUGUCACUAUGUAACAACAAAUAAUACUCUCAAUAUGGAGACAAACAUUCGUGGAAAAUCAAACUUCUGAUAUCUACAAAACAGAAAAACCGACAUUAUUUUUUAAUGAAAAGAAUUUUGUUUGCUAUCGAAAAGCAAAACAAAAACAAAAAGAAAGAAGAAGAACACAAAAAUCUAAAUAAAAAUGAAGAACAUGGAUAAAAACAACGAUGGGGGAGACGGAAAGUCCGGCAGUGGUAAGUCGGGCUCUUCGAGUGGUGGCGGCGGAGGUGCUGGCCAUGACCAGUCACUCCUUGACGCAGCCUCAUUAUUUGCAUAUUGGGGUAGAGAUCCAGCUGCAGCUGCGGCAGCAGCAUCUAAUCCGCUCUUUAGUUCCCAGUUUAAUGCGGCUGCAGCCGCUGGUCUUGGCUUACUACCAAGUCCAAGUUCAUCUAACGAUCGUUACUCGAUGGCGGCAGCAGCUGCGGCCGCUGCUGGACAUCAUCAUCAGAAUACAAUGGCAGUUGCUGCAUCACAAGCCGCAAGUUUAGCAGGUUUGCAUCCAGCAAGUUGGUGGUCAGUGGCACAACUGGCAGCACAAGAUUACUUUAGUCGUUUACAGGCAUCGGGGUUGUCACCAUUUCCUCAUCCAGAUUUAGCUUCUGCAUUUCCCUCGGCAUUGGGUUUGGCUGGGGCUGGUGGUGGCGGUAGUGGGAAUAGUAGCAAUUCAGCUGGAGUAUCGGGUGGCGGUGGUGGUGGUUCGUCUUCGUCGAAUAGUAAAUCGAGUUCAAGUAAAAGUCGCAAGGAAAAACGCCAACAACAGCAACAACAACAGCAGCAACAACAACAACAGCAGCAGCAUCAACAAAAUCUUUCAAAUAGUAUGAACAGUGGUGGGGGCUCAUCAGCGUCUGGUAUGCAUGGCCUUGGUGCUGGAACCACAAUAACACCAUCAUCAGGUUCUGGUUCAAGUGGAGGUGGUUCAUCAUAUAAGUCUUCCGGUUAUGGGAAGUCAUCAAUAACAUCUAACAUGCAACCAGCCUCCUCAUCUGCUUACGAUCCAGUUACUUUGCACAAAGAACUCUUGGCCAUGCAAGCGGCAGCAGCUUCGGCAGCCGCCUCUUCACAAGCUUCAUCAUCGUCGAAAAAGUCCUCAUCAUCGUCCCAUCACUCGUCCCAGUCUCAUCAAGGUCUUUCUGGCAAUAAAUCAUCAUCCAGUGGAUCUCUAUCCCAUCAUCAUAUGGUUGGUGGUUCAUCGAAUACCGGCUCAGCAGGUAGCCAUCAUAGCUCAAUGAUGGGUUCGCAUUCAGGAAGUGGUGGUGGAAAUAGCAGUGGUGGAGGUGGCGGUGGUAAUAGUGGAAAUUCAUCCAAAGAUCGUGACAAGAAUAACUCCCUCAACGCCCUCAACUCACUCUCGCAACUUGGUAAUCUCGGCCUGAAUCCCCAACAGAGUGUUCAAGCCGCAAUGAACGCCUGCCUCGCUGCCAAUACUGGCAAAGUGAAGGACUACAUGCCGUCCGGAAUCUUGAGUGAGCCAUCCUUGCUGGGAGUCCGAUUGCCACCCGAUACCGAAAUCAUCAAAUACACCUCAUCUAUAGUUGGCCCCAAAAUCCCUGGCUUAAGUCCAGCUAAACGGGCACGUCUCGAGAUGGAGUAUGCAGCCAUGGCAGCAGCAGCUAAUGCCGCCCAGCAACAGCAACAACAACAGCAACAGCAAUCAUCAUCUGGUAGUGGAAGCAGUACUGGUGGCGGCGUUGGAGGCGGGAUGCUUGGUCUAUCUGGUUCAGCGCAGUCAGCAACGAAUUCUGGUUCUUCAUCAUUGCUGGGUGGCCAUCUGAGUGUUCCAUCAGCAUCAUCUAAUUCUGGAGUUGGUUCAUCAUCUUCACUGACGUCUAAUCGUGGCAAUAGUGGUAUGGCCACCGAUCUAACUGGUAGCGCCGAUCGUGUAGAAGUCAUCAAAUUGCCCCCGACGAUCACAUCAAAUGGGGCGUACAAUCUGACUAGCAAAUCUAAAGAUCCCCACGAUACUGAUCAUUUGGGAAUGAUGGGUUCUGGAGUGAAUCUUAGUAUGAAGACUGCUCCGCCAAUUUCGGCACCUGAUGAUUUUGAUGCUCCUCUCAAUCUAUCCAUGAAGCCAGACAAUAAAUCGUCAAGUAACGACUAUGGUAGCACUACAAUUUCAGGUGUGGCCGGCGGAGGCAGUUUGAACCUAAGCACUAGUGGCAAUGUACCAUCAGCUGGUGGUGCAUCGAAUAGUUUACAAAGCCUAAGCUCAAUCACUGCUGCUCUGGGUUCGGGCAGCUCUAGUGGCAGUGGUGGAAGUGACCGCUCCCAACCGCAAUACAAAGAAGGACGACCCCGCAAUCUGGGUCGUGGUGUGUCGAAACCGAAGAAAAACACUGUCGCCUCAUUGCUUGCCCAGAGCCGAGCAGUUGGUAUUAAGCCCAUGUUGUCCACACAGCAGUUAAUGCAACAGGGUGCUGAUUUUGAAAAAAUACGCCAAGCUUUGACAGAGGCUAGUGCACAGCUUGAUGUAUCCACGGAUUCCGAGAGUGUAGCCGCCGAGAGUGGACUCUCUGAAUCCGAGGGAGAAGACUCACAAAUAAUCAACAUUACCGAACUGCGAGCGCCUCUUGAGUUGGGAUGGAAGCGUGAGACAGUCAUCAAAGGUCUUACCAAAGCUGGACAGAUUCGUGGUGAUGUGUGCUACUAUGCCCCUGGAAGUGCCACCAAACUAAAGACAAUUGGUCAGAUAUUUUCAUACAUGGAGAAAAAUCCAUCAAAGUUAAACCGCGACAAUUUUAGCUUCUCUUCACGUGCUAUAGUGGGAUCGUUUCUACAGCCCGCUCCUCCACCGUAUGCAAACGAUGGAGAAUACAUUCGUAUGUCAGAUGCUGAUGUAGCAAAGCGCUUAGAGGACUUAAAGAUGUUCACUCGCCAAACAUUAAAUGUCGAACAGCGUAUUGAAAUUGCUAAACAGCAACAAGCUAUGCGCGAGGCAAAAAAGCUUGCAAAAGAAGAACAAGCUAGAAACAAGGAGAAAGCACGUCAGGAAAAAAACGAAAAACUUGAGCAACAAAGAAAAGAGAAAGAGCUGAAGAAUCAGCAGGCGAUUGAGGCUCGCAAAAAACGCCAAGAAGAACUCGAACGUAUCAAACAAGAAGAAAUUCUAAAAAAGCAACAGGAAAAAGAAAAGAAAAGGCAAGAAGCUAUUUUAGCUAAAGAACAGGAACUCAACAAGCAGAAGGAGUUACUCUACGCUGUCGAAUUGGAACGAGAAAGACGCCGUCAGCAUAUGACACUCAUAAGGCAACUAGAAACCAGACGAAAGUAUGAGGAUCGUGAAAAGAAGAAGCAUCAGUUGGUAUUGGAUAGACUGAUCUUACGUGAAAAGAGAGUAGCUGCUCGAAAGCGCGAUGCUGAAAUACUUAAUCAGAUCAGAAAACCACAAGAGGACUCUGAAAUUUUUGAUCAAAUAGAUUUGCCUCAACUGAAGCGAAUUGCUGGUUGUCGCCUGCCAGGCCAAGCAAUGGCCGAUCUACUGAUGGUCUUUGAAUUUUUGCAUAAUUUCGGUGAAACUCUUGGUUUUGAUAUGGAAUCCCUGCCUACACUUCAGAAUCUUCAUGACGCCCUUGUGCCCGAUAGUAAUGUUGAAGCCGAGGAGGAACUACUCUCGGUAAUGACACAUUUACUUGUGUGUGCCAUCGAAGAUCCGGGCAUUCCGAAUCCCGGCCGACAUACCACUCUCUUGGGACAAUCUCUUCGCAAUGCCGACAUAACCAAUUCAAAUGUUUCCGAAAUCUUGCGAAUAUAUUUGUAUGCCACAGCCACGGGUGAAGUCCGUCAAAUGCAUGGCAUCACACUUGACCGAGAGAAGGAGAAACGCAUACCAGACCAUCAUCAAAUGGAGACUGAUUGUAAUGUAACCACUGGCAAGAAUCAGCAAUACUAUGAGUUAUUGCACGAAAACGAGACAUGGAAAUUGUCGAUUUGCUUGAAAGAUCGGCCAUUUGUAGCCUUGAAUCCAACGAAGAAAACCCAAAUCCUAGCCCAUCUCUGCAAUGACUUGCUAAUGAACAAAGCAGUCCUCAAACAAAUCGAUGGAAGCCUUGAGUCGUGCGCACAAAUCAAGAAAGAGAAAUACAUGACUGAUAUGAAAAUUCGCAAAUACAAGUCACUGCACAUCAGAAAGACCCGUUUGGAAGCCUACGAAAAGGUCCAGAUCGAAAGAGAAGCUGCAAUGGCAGCCAUAGCCGCUCAACAACAGCAGCAGCAAUUGCAACUGCAGCAACAGCUCGAAGAGCAACAACAGCAGAAGCAGCAGGAUGAGCUAGCUCGCAAGGAGGAGGAGUCAAGUGUAAUAGAGCCAGAAGUAACCAUUGUUGUUGGAGAGGGCGAAACAAAUAACAACAGUAGCAGCAACAAGGACGAGUCGGAGAAAAUGGAUAUGGACGACUGCCAAAUUGUUCCUUUGACUGAAACAGUUGCUCCUCCUAAAGAGGCCGAUUCCGAUGCAGGAGGUGUGGAAAUAGUAGAGGCAAGUAAGCCUGAUUUGUUAGUUCCACCGUCUACGCCAGGAGAGAAAGUAACCUACGAUAGCCCCUCGAAGAGCAGUGUGGACACACCAGUCAAAUCAAAACUAGAAGAAUCUUUGACUUAUCAAAACGGAGCGACUGUUCCAUCUGAUCUUAGCCAGUUGAUGAACAAAAAGAAUAACUCACGAUGUGAUGACGCCUCAACUGACGUCGGCAUGGACGAUGAUCUAAGUGACGUAGAGAGCGAGAUGACUAAUAUUGAGGAGGACGAAGAUAAUCGCAUGACUGCCGACGAAGUGCAAAAGAAGCUAGAGAAAAUGAUAAAAUCUUCCUUGAAUUGCAAGGAAUCCCUAGAAAAGAGCACCAAUCAACUUCGGGCGUGUUGCUUUGGCCAGGAUCGUUUCUGGAGGAGGUAUUGGAAGCUCCCAAAAGCAGGUGGCAUUUUUAUUGAAGCACUCGAGUCGGCUCAGAACGAAAUUUAUGAAUUCAAUGAAGUUCUUGAAAACGCCGUCAAAUUGGAAGCGCCAUCUAUUGACGAAGUCAAGGAAGAGCCAAAUUGCGAAACAUCGAAAGAAGAGGAAGAAUUAAAUAACCAGGACAAAACCACAGAAGCCGACAUAAAGCCAUCAUGCGAUGCAGUCGUGAAAAAUGAUUCAGAAAUCGAGUGUAUGCAAGUAGAUGAGAGCAACAACGAGCCACCGCAGCCGGCAAUCGGGGAUGGCUUCCCUCCAAACCCACCAAAUCCUAAUACAACGAUUUGUUUGAAGAACGAUUCUGAAUUACUUCCACCACCCCCACCACCGCCAAUCGCCCAAAAUGUGGUCGUGGGCGAUAUGAAUGAAAUGGCUAUGGACAAGUUCGAGUCGUCAUCGUCGUCGUCGACGAUCAGAAUCGAAGAAAACGAAGAGAACGUCUGUGAUACAAGCAAUCGAGAAAUCAAAUCCGAAGUCGAUGUCAGUAUAAAGAAAGAAGAUGAUGUUAUUAUAAUCUCUGGCGAUGAUUUGAAGCCGCCUGCUUUGCCGGUCGACCGAUGGUUCUCCAUUGCCAAUCGUGAAAUGCCACUAACCACAAACGAAAUGCAAGGUGAGACUCCAUACUUCCAGAGAGUCUAUUCGAACAUCCAUUGUGGCAGUGCUAUCCAGAUUCAAGGCCAUCGUUGGGACAUUGCCAACAAUGCACAAUAUUUUACAGUGCCGUUGGAUAACGGUAAAGUUGACUUGAAUUUUGAAAACGAGACAAUUCUCACACUAUCAGGGCUCGACGAUAAAAUGGUGGAGCAAAAGAUGAGAGCCGCCCAUGCUAUGAAAGAAACUGCUGGUAGCGAGGACAACGGUCCUUCACAUGACAACAGCUAUGACUUGAAAGAGCAGAAGUUUUUUCCCUUUCUCGAUGAUACCUGCGGCGGUGGAGGGAGACCUGAAACUGUAGAAGGAGCCACUUCCGUUAACACCCCAAGUGCAGGUGCCGAAUUGAAGGCAGGUCGUGUGGAAAUGAAACUCGACGAAGCAACCGGAAUAUCGUUUCAAAAUUUAGCCAACAUGUCAUUGGGAAACAUUAGCGCUUACAUCACCUGCGACAUUCCAACCCCUCUCUCAAUGACACCGGACGAACAUCGUCUGCUAGAGCAGAUAAAAAACGAGGGGUUUCCCAAGAAGCUAGAGAGUAAUUUUGUGCCACGCAAAUACCGUCACGGCUGGUGGAAGGUGGACACUCUCGAGUUAAUCCAAGACGUCAUAGACAAUCUCAACCAGAAGGGUUUGCGCGAACGUGAAUUAAAGCAGAGUUUAAGUCGAAUUCUCUCCGAAGAGAUAGAACUCGCCACACCAUAUUCACUAACCGCCAAAGAGGAUGACAACGAAGAUGAAAAAAUAGUCCCGCCCGAUGGACCCAACGAUUGGAAUCCAAAAGUUGCGAAGCGCGUUGAAUUGGCACUGUUGGAACAACUCGAAGCUCUUGAGGAUAAAAUUGCCAGCGCUUCAAUGCAGAUAAAGCACUGGGUUCUGCCACCACGAAUAGAAAAUGAAAUGUCUCUCGACCAGGAGGACAUUACGGAAGAAGAGUUUGUGACAAUAAUUCCAAUGAUCCGUGAUCGUAUUGCCAGUUUGGAGGCGGCCAUCGAACGAAGGUACUUGAAACCACCAUUGGGCAGUCAAACGGGAGAUGCCCAUCUAGCUGUGAUCGCACAAAACCAACAAAAUCAGAAAUCCUCUUCGUCGACGUCAUCUUCGGAGAGAGAUAAUAACACAUCCAUGGGACAGCAACAGCAAAGCAAUACCAGCGUUAGUGCUUCGGGUAAUAGCAGUGAUAACGGCGGACAGCAGCAAUCGUGCUCUGUCAGUGCAUCGGGGGAUAAUUCCGGAGCAGCUUCACCGGCUAGUGUUUGUGACAGCGAAAGAGAUAUGCCCCAAGAGAAUAUCCCAAAGGGUUUGGUGUCAUGGCGCGAGGCGGUAUCUCGUUCGCAUACUACGGCUCAAUUGGCCAUGGCAUUGUAUGUUCUGGAAUCGUGUGUUGCCUGGGACAAGAGCAUUAUGAAAGCGCUUAAUAAAAGUAAAAAGAAAAAAUCAAAAUCGAAAUCAAAGUCGAAUAAAAACGGUGAAAGUUGUAAGCCCACUACCACUAGCACCCCUAACAAUAAGGAGAGUAGUACGACAACAACACCAAACAAAAAAGCUGACAAAAAGUCCUCAUCCUCCUCCUCCUCGUCGUCGUCGAAAAAAUCAAAAAAGUCUUCGAAAAGUAAAUCCAAAACAAAGUCACCAAAUUCCAAGGCUAACAAAUCUACCAAAAACAAACUUGACCAAUCAAUGAUGAGUGAAACGACGAUAGAUGAUCAAGGUCAAGAUCAAAAUCAAGGUCAUGGUCAAGGUCAAGGUGAAGGUGAAGAAGAAGUAAAUUCGUAUAAUAUGAUGUUGUGUUCUACUACUACUCCUCCUACUACCUCUGCUACUAACCACAAAAUCACGAAGAUGUUAUUCACUGAAACUAGUACACCAACUACUACUACUACAACAACAACCACAACACCAAGCACAAAACGUACUACAAUUUCCCAAAACAAUUACUUACAGAAUUGCCAGUUCUGCACAUCUGGCGAGAAUGAGGAUAAAUUGCUGUUAUGUGAUGGUUGCGAUAAGGGCUAUCAUACAUAUUGCUUUAAGCCCAAAAUGGACAAUAUCCCUGAAGGAGAUUGGUACUGCUAUGAAUGUGUAAAUAAGGCGACAAAUGAACGCAAAUGUAUCGUUUGUGGCGGUCAUCGGCCUCCUCCAGUGGGUAAAAUGAUUUACUGUGAAUUGUGUCCACGUGCAUAUCAUCACGAUUGCUACAUACCGCCCCUGUUGAAGGUGCCACGCGGCAAGUGGUAUUGCCACGGCUGCAUAUCCAAGGCACCGCCACCGAAGAAACGCCCUAGUAAAAAGCCUGCCAACAAGGAACUAAAGCAGCACAAUUCAUCGCAGUCAUUGAACUCUUCGCACGAUGAAUCGAUGAAUUCCAUUGUAGCGCCUUUAAGUCCUGCACACUCAGUAGCAUCGACGUCCUUCGAUGAACAUCACAACAAUUCGGUAGAUGCUUCUCGUUUCCAAACCCAAAUGACACGUCCAUCAACGCCGAUGGCCAUCAAUAACGACUAUGUAGAUAUAAGUAUGGAAGCAACACAGCUGGGAGUUGGUGUUGCUAUCGGCGGCGUUGGCAUUGGCGUUGGUGUUGGUCUAUGUCCUGCACAACCCAAUCCAAUGCCGAAUAUGGCACCCAUGCAACAACAAAUGGUACAUGCAUUAUCUCCGCAACAUAUUGGCAAUCAGAGCAAUCAACUAUCUAUGAUUAUUCCACAACCACCAGUGAUGUCUCAACAGCUCCAACUGCAACAACUUCAACUAGCACAACAGCAGCAGCACCAGCAAGCUCAACAACAACAACAGCUCCAGAAUCAACUUCAACAUCAACAGCUUCCACAAUUGCAACUUCAACAACAGCAACAACAACAGCCACAGCAACAACCACAGCCGCAACAAAUUCAUCAACCUCCACCAGCAUUACCGCCUCCAGCGCAAAUUCAAUCGCAUCAAAUUCAACAACCAAUAGCACAACCACCAGCACCACAACCUCCACAAAUGGUACCAUCACCACCCCAACAGGUGCAAGCGACUCCAAUAGUCCCCCCACAACAAAUUCAACAGCUCCAACAGCAGCAGCAACAACAACAACAACAGCAGCAACAACAACUCCAACAACCACAACAACAACCACCACAACAACAACAACAACCACAGCAACAGACAAAUCAACAACAAGUCAUAAAUGAGGCUAAAGAGAAACUAAAACAAGAAAAAAAGGAAAAACAUGCCACCAAGAAGCUAAUGAAGGAUUUAGCCGUUUGCAAAACUGUUUUAGGUGAAAUGGAGUUACACGAAGACUCUUGGCCAUUUUUGUUACCUGUGAAUACAAAGCAAUUCCCAACGUAUCGUAAAAUAAUUAAAAUUCCAAUGGAUCUAUCAACAAUCAAAAAACGUCUUCAAGAUUUAAGUUAUAAAACCCGCGAAGAUUUCUGCGUAGAUGUGCGGCAAAUCUUUGACAAUUGCGAAAUGUUUAACGAAGAUGACUCACCUGUCGGCAAAGCAGGACACGGCAUGAGAAAAUUCUUCGAAGUCCGAUGGGCUGAACUGACUGAUAACAAACAUUCAUGAUAUCAAAUGCAUCACCUAAAGUAUUCGAAUGAUUAGAAAGCUUAAAUAGUAUUUAUAAAAAAAUCACACACAAAUAUUAAAAAAAAAAUUGAUCUAGAAAUAGCAUUAAAAGAAAUCUUAGUUAUAAUUAAAAAAAAAAAAACAAAAAUUAAAGAAAUAAAAUACAAUUAUAAAAUGUAAAGCAAGGCAAACAAAUUAUAAAAUAAUAAUAAAAUACAAAAAGAAAAAAAAAAAAAACAAAAACAAAAGUAUUCCAAUUCGUAUGGAAAAGGAUUUAGUCUUACACAUUUUUUUAAAUAUAUAUUUUUAUUGUUUAGAACCAACUUCCGUUCUGUAAAUAGUUUAUAUUUCUUAUAUUUAAAGUUUAAAAACUUAAUUUUCUUUUUUAUAAAAUAGUAAUUAUUGAUGUAUUUCUUUUUAUAAAGAGCUUAAUGCUUCGCUACACAAAAUGAAUAUUUUUCCUAUAAUUUUAGUUCACACACACUCUCAAUCCCGAAGAAAGCAGAUGAAACAUUUUUGAAACAAAUUUUUGUACAAACUUUUUAGAGAUUUUACUUGACAGUAUUUUUUAUCUUUGUUUUGCUUUUGUUAACAUCUACUUUUUUUAUAAUAUACAAGAGAACAAUAAUAAUCUAAAAAACAAAAGCAUACGAGCAAGAGCGGUUUUUCUUAAGCUAUCAACAAAAAGAAAAUGUCUUCUAUUGCGGAGUUCACUUUCGCUUUUAAUGAUAUUGUCGCUAAAUUAUUUUAUUUUGAUUUAAUUUUUAAUUUUUUUUAACAUGACAUCAUAUUUAUCAUCAUUGUGCGCAUUUUAAUUUUCUUAACAGAAAAAUAGAAACGUACUUAUAGUUAAGGAAAUUUGCUUGGCAAAAGCAGAUAUAUAUAUUUUUGGUUUACUAUCCUUUUUAAAUGAUAAUCUAGUUUAUAUGUCAGUCCUUUUUCUUCUUCAUUUACGUUUUUAUUUUUUUACUUAUGUGUAUUAAAUAUUUAUAAAUAUAUAUUUUAUAUGUAUAAUUGGUAUUUUUAGAAUAAUAUAAUAACUUUAUGUCUAUAUAAUAUAAAAAUAUAGGAGUGUAUAAUUUUCUUCAUGUGUAUCGAGAUUGUUUUUUUUCGUAUAUAGUUUUUCUUUUUUUCCUAAUUUAUUUUCCAUGCAUUGUUCUAGUUUUUAAGUUAAUAAUUCUUUGAAAUAAUAAAUAAAAACAAAAAUAUAUAUAUACACAAAAAUAUUAUAUACACUUAAAAAACUCAUAACGUUAAGAAAACAAAAAACGAUGUUCGAUAUGCAAGAAAUAUAUUCGUAAAUACAAUACUGAAACUAUGAAAAACUAGAA
Eupeodes corollae is the source of this 12554-nucleotide messenger RNA. RefSeq names its product bromodomain adjacent to zinc finger domain protein 2B (gene tou). The coding region runs from base 2212 to 11223 and encodes 3003 amino acids. Gene Ontology annotation, molecular function: DNA binding; protein binding. Lineage: Eukaryota; Metazoa; Arthropoda; Insecta; Diptera; Syrphidae. The record is from RefSeq and is a predicted model, not a curated record. The transcript is spliced from 20 exons.